GCAACAAAGAGUGCGUGUCUUUAUGCCUUGCAGUGGAGACUGCAUUUCCCACAGUGCAUCUGUGAUGGAAACACAAAAGGCAAGUGGGAUGCAGGUUCUGCUACCCCCGGUGCAUCAGAGAAGCAUCUCUGGUUGGCUGGGGCUGCUCCCCAAUUACCCCUGGGUGCUUGGGCACAGGGCCCUCUCGGUAUGAAUCCAGCAGCUGACGGGCUCGAGCAUGAGAACGAAGAGAUGAAUCCCUGGCAGGGAGGUCCGGAGCAUGCGGAACCACGCGGGGCGUUCUCGGGAAGAUCCGAAGGGAUUGCUUCUCAGGGGGGGAAAACCGGGGAGAGUCGGCGCAGGUCCGGGAGGCAGCACCCAGUAAAACAAGAGGAUAAACAUGCCUGCCAUCGGCGAGCUUUCAAGGGACCCCAAGACAGCAACGCGGUCGCCGCCGAGAAACCCUAUAAAUGCAGCGUGUGCGGCAGGAGCUUCUCUCAGAGCUCCAACCUCCUGACUCACCAGAGGCUGCACACGGGCGAGAGACCCUAUAAAUGCACCAGCUGCGGGAAAAGCUUCAACACUAGCUCAGCCCUCAUCGUGCACCGCCGGACCCACACCGGGGAGAAAUCCUACCGCUGCCCCGACUGCGGGCGGAGCUUCAGCGAGGGCUCGGUGCUGAUCAAGCACUGGCGGACCCACACGGGUGAGAAGCCCUACAAGUGCUCCCACUGCGGGAAAGGCUUCAGCCAGAGCUCCAACCUGCACGCCCACCAGCGGGUCCACACCGGGGAGCGGCCCUACCACUGCGCCGACUGCGGGAAACACUUCAGCACCAGCUCCAACCUCAGCGCCCACCAGCGGGUCCACACCGGGGAGCGACCCUACAAAUGCCCCGAGUGCGGGCGGAGCUUCAGCCAGCAAUCCAACCUGAUCUCCCACCAGAGGACCCACCUUGAGGAGAAAUCCCACCUAUGCUCUGACUGCGGAGAAGGCUUCAGCACCAACGCCCAACUCCUGACCCAUCGGAGGAGCCACGCGGGCGACAGGCCUUAUAAAUGUCCUGACUGCGAGAAAAGCUUCCCCAGCCGCUCCGCCCUGAUCACCCAUCAGAGGACCCACACGGGAGAGAAACCCUACGAAUGUCCUGAUUGCCAGCGGGGCUUCACCCGGCGCUCGGACCUCAAUAAGCACCGCCGGGUCCACACAGGGGAGAGACCCUUUAGGUGUGCCAGCUGUGGGAAAAGCUUCAGCCAGAGCUCCCACCUCAUUACCCAUAAGAGACUCCAUGAGGAGACAAAGCCCUAUAAAAGUUGCGUGAGCACCACGCCGACAGUCCUCCAGGAACACGAUUCCGGUAAAGAUACCCAGAGCCGGAGAAGCGUCGGCCAGAGCUCGGCAGAGACCAGCGAUGGGGAAUCCCACCUAGCGGGGAAGCCCCAUCAAUGCCCCGACUGCGGAGAAAGGUUCGACGCCAGUUCCGAGCUCAAUGUGCAUCGGCGAACGCACCCACAGGAGAAAUCUCGUCCACGUGCUAACGCCGUGCAAAGGUUAAGUGGCUCCAAUCACAAUGCACGAGAGGGAGCUGACCCAGAGGAGGAAGCUGAUCUGGGGAAAAGAUUGAAGGCGAGCCCAGCACCCCCCAAUACACAUCCCAAAACCCCGCUGGAGGAAGAGUUCUCUCCGUGCAUUAGCACUGAGCAAAGCCCCCAACCCACCAGCUCCAACGUCAGUGCACGUCAGAGAUCCCACUCAGAGGGGGAAUCCUUUCCAUGCACUGUUACGAAGCAGAGCCCAGUGCCGGCUGCCCGCCAGGCAGAGCCAAGGGGCCGCAAGGCACGCUCUGAUCCGAGCUCGGCCCCUCCGCACCGUCCAGCGGCAAAGCCCUUCAGGUGCUCCGAAUGCGGGAAGAGCUUCAGCCAGAGCUCCAACCUGAUCAAACACCAGCGGACCCACACGGGGGAGCGCCCCUACACCUGCGCCGUCUGCAAGCGGAAUUUCAACACCAGCUCGACGUUGAUUGUACACCGCCGGACCCACACUGGGGAAAAAUCCUAUCAGUGCCCCGACUGCGGGCGCAGCUUCCGGGACAGCUCCGUACUGAUCAAACACCAGAGGAUCCACACGGGAGAGAAACCCUACAAAUGCUCCCACUGCGGGAAAGGCUUUGCCCAGAGCUCCAAUCUUCACGCCCACCAGAGGACACACACCGGGGAGCGGCCCUACCACUGCCCCGACUGCGGGCGGGGCUUCAGCCAGCGCUCCAACCUCAUCACCCACCAGAGGACCCACACGGAGGAGAAAUCCUACCUCUGUCCCAACUGCGGGGUUGGCUUCGGUUCCCGCCCGGCCCUGGCAGCCCAUCAGAGGGCCCAUGCAGAGGGCAGGCCCCACCAAUGCUCCGACUGCCAGAGGAGCUUCGCCCGGCGCUCAGACCUCGUUAAGCACUGGCGGACCCACACAGGAGAGAGACCCUACCUUUGCCCCCAGUGCGGGAGAAGUUUCAGCCAGAGCUCCCACCUGGUGGUCCAUCAACGAUCGCAUCUGCCGGAGAAGCCUUACAAAUGCACCGACUGUGGGAAAAGCUUCAGCACCAGUUCUCACCUCCUUGCCCACCAAGGGACCCACACGGCGUAGCCACGUGGCACUGGUGUGGUCCUAGAAAUGUCAGGCUGGACUGGGCCUCGAGAGGACAUCCAGUCCAGCCCCACCAGCGGAGGCAGGACCAAAUACACCUAGCCCAUCCCUGACAGGUGUUUGUCCAACCUGCUCUUAAAAACCUCCAGUUGGUGAGAGUCCCUCAAUCUCCGUAGGUCGCCUGUUCCAGAGCCGAACUCCCCUUAAGUGUUAGAAAGUUUUUCCACAUAUCUGGUCUAAAUCUUCCUUGCUCCAGAUCAAGCCAAUUACUUCCACUGGGACAAAUAAUACUGUUGCCUUCCUAUAAAUCACUUUUCACCUGUAGAGUUCAAAGCACUUCCCAAUUUCUAAUCUAUAUAUCCUCACAGCACCCCUGAGAUGUAGGGAAGUGCUAUUAUCCCCCGUUUUACAGAUGUGGGACUGAGAUGCAGAGAAGCUAGGUGGCUAACUUGAGGUCAGACAGGAAACCCGUGGCCCAGCAGGAAGGUGAAACUGACUUGCCCAUGUCCUAAGCCAGAGCCUUUACCAUUGGACCAUCCUUGCCCUCAGGUAGCUGAAAUCAUAGGCGCUGACUUUGUAAUGUGCCAGGGGGUGCUCGCCCCUGCUCCACACCAGGCCCCGCCCCCACUCCACUCCUUACCUCGA
Messenger RNA from Trachemys scripta elegans, 3261 nucleotides. Its product is annotated as zinc finger protein 271-like. Gene Ontology annotation, molecular function: DNA-binding transcription factor activity, RNA polymerase II-specific; RNA polymerase II cis-regulatory region sequence-specific DNA binding. The transcript has 2 exons. The record is from RefSeq and is a predicted model, not a curated record. The coding region runs from base 190 to 2616 and encodes 808 amino acids. Gene Ontology annotation, biological process: regulation of transcription by RNA polymerase II. NCBI's taxonomy places the organism in Eukaryota, Metazoa, Chordata, Testudines, Emydidae.